This is a messenger RNA of Pogoniulus pusillus (Red-fronted tinkerbird), 1377 nucleotides long. RefSeq names its product zinc finger CCHC-type containing 17 (gene ZCCHC17). Gene Ontology annotation, molecular function: zinc ion binding; RNA binding. The record is from RefSeq and is a predicted model, not a curated record. NCBI's taxonomy places the organism in Eukaryota, Metazoa, Chordata, Aves, Piciformes, Lybiidae. Gene Ontology annotation, biological process: RNA stabilization. The coding region runs from base 86 to 796 and encodes 236 amino acids. The transcript is spliced from 7 exons.
CCGCUGUGAGCUGCGGCUGCGGUUCCGCCGGGAGAUCGCCGUCGGUAGGAGCUUCCCCGGGCUGCCCCCCUGGAGCUGUGCGGCGAUGGAGACCCUGCCCGAGCUCUACACCAUCUUCCAGGGAGAGGUUGCUACAGUGACAGAAUAUGGAGCCUUUGUCAAAAUCCCAGGCUGCAGGAGGCAAGGCCUUGUGCACAGGACUCACAUGUCCUCCUGCCGUGUGGAUAAGCCCUCAGAGAUCGUGGAUGUUGGAGACAAGGUGUGGGUGAAGCUGAUAGGCAAAGAGAUGAAGGAUGGCAAAGUGAAGCUCUCCCUCUCCAUGAAGGUUGUUAACCAAGGCACAGGAAAGGAUUUGGAUCCCAACAACGUUUCCCUUGAUCAGGAUGAGAGGAAGAAACGCACCUUCAGAGACUACACCAGCCAGAAGAUCACACUUGAAGCUGUCUUGAACACUGUCUGCAAGAAAUGUGGCUGCAAAGGUCAUUUUGCCAAGGAGUGUUUCAUGCAGCCUGGAGGUACCAAAUACAGCCUGAUUCCAGAGGAGGAGGAAGAGGAAGUGACAGCAGCAGGAUGUGAAAGAGAGAAGAAAACCAACGUGGCUGAGGAUUCCUCAAGGAAAAGGAAAAAGGAGAAGAAGAAGAAGAAGAAGCAGCACAAGAACAAAGACUCCUCCGAGUCGGACUUGGACAGCUCCGACUCAGACAGCUCCAGCAAGAGGAGCAAACACUCAGAGAGGCACAGCAAGGCUCAGAAGAAGAAGAAGAAGAAGAAGCACAAGAAGCAGUCCCGGGACUGAGAAGCAGGCAGGUGGAGCUUUGGCACCCUGAGUCCCUCCUGGUACGUGGCACAGGGAGCAGACAGAACCAAACCCGUGCAAGCCUUUGCUCCAGGGACCAGGAAUUGCCCUCUCCCAGCAGUGUCUCUGGUGUGUGGCCUUAGUGGUGCUGGCUUUGAGACCAGCUGCCCCAUGCAGGCUGCUGGUUUGUCCCCAGACUGGCUCUUUACACCCCUCCAUCAGCAGCUCUCCCAGCCCAUAGCCUCAUGCUGAGCUGGGCACGCUGCCACCAGUGCCACCAGCAUGGCAUCAGCCCCCAACCAGCCAGUGGAGCUGCACAGCUGUGCUCUCCCUGCCCAGCAUGGGGACAGGAGUGGCUGUUGCUGAGCCCUGCCAUGGAGCUCUGUGUCCCCAGACAGUGCCAGCCUGGAGCUGCUUGGCUUUGGGCUGCAAACCUGCCCCCAGCCUGGCUGCCAGCUUGGGGAGUGGAGGAGUAAGAAGCAAACUGGGGAGCAGAGAUACUUCCAGUAAACAUUAACUGUGCUGUGUUUGCUGCCUUGGGGAAGGGAUGGGAAAUGAAGCUCCCCCACUCCCCACUUGCA